ACGGUAGGAAAGUGCACACAGGCUGCACACGACGUUUCGGCAGUCGCCUUCAGGCUUCGCCGAAGUCUAAUAGUAAGAGUGCAAAAGGCUUCGGCGCGACCUGUUUCGAUCAGCACUGGCAGCACUGAGCAGACGGUUCACCGUUCAGCUCCAAUUACAAAGAGGAGCUGUUGGCUCGAGCAACUUGGAAACAAUGGCGCAACAAGGUUAUCCUCCCAUUCACGGUCAUGGUUACCCUUCUGCUCAGCCUGUUCAGGGGGGCUACCCAUCAGCUCAGCCCGUGCAGGGAGCUUAUCCGCCUGCUGUCCCCGUCUACGUGCAGUCUGGGCCAGUCGCUCCAAGUCAAUGGCAGGCGGGACUCUGCGAGUGGUACAAGGACUUCGGUCUUUGCAUUGUUACGUGCUGCUGCCCUUGUAUUACGUUCGGGCAGACCGCGGAGAUCAUUGACAAUGGCAUCACAAGUUGCGCCUCCGCUGCCGCAAUCUGUUUCCUGAUCCAGGCCGUUGCAGGCUGUGGUUGCCUCUACACGUGCGGCUUCCGCUCCAAGCUGCGCGCCAAGUUCGGCCUGCCGGAGAGCCCCUGCAAUGACUGCUGCACUCACUGGUGCUGCUCAUGCUGCGCAUUCGUUCAGGAGUACCGCGAGCUCAAGCUGCGGGGGUUUGACCCUUCCAAAGGCUACCAGGCAAGCGCCCCCCAGCAGGCCAUGGUCCAGCAGGUCCCGAUGCAGCAGUAUAUGCAGAAGUAAGGAAUAAAGCUAUGAAGGCCGCAUCAGCACGAUAUGAUGUUCUUCUUUGACCAGUACUUAGCAGGACACUCAGUUGAGCUUGUUGGCUAUGAACGUAGCGGUGUUAGAACCUUCGUUGAGUAGUAAACGCGAAUGCAGAGUUUGCUGAGGUCAACCUUGUUAAAGGCUUCAUACCUUCAUACAAGGAAGGUUUCGUACCUAGUCGUUUCCAAGAGCGGACACAAAAGGUAGCACUUUGUUACUGAAGCUGCCGAAACAAUUCUUUAAGUUUGGCUAUCUAAUUGCUUCUUCAAUAGUCGAACCUGGUGGAACGAACUUUGCGCAUACACAACUCUAGCUAUACUGAAGUGGCAAGGCCUGACGUUGUGCUUCCUAAGAAAAAUUGGAAGGCUGUAGGUUAACUUUGUGACACCUUUGGCUUGUAAAAGCAGUGCAUAUAUUGGAUCAAUUUGGUAUGCUUGAAAGUAGUUGGUUUUCGCUGGGAGGCACUGGAUUAACCGUUAUGGGUUGUCGGAUCUGCUUGACUUGAAAUCCUUUCUAAUAAUUGCCCUUGGAUGAUGCUGGAUUUAACACGGAUCAGCUUUACUCUACUAGUGACGUUUUAUCUG
Klebsormidium nitens is the source of this 1353-nucleotide messenger RNA. The record is from the annotation of a GenBank genome assembly. Lineage: Eukaryota; Viridiplantae; Streptophyta; Klebsormidiophyceae; Klebsormidiales; Klebsormidiaceae.